CAAAGGUGUUGCCUAGAAGCGGCAUUCUCCAUAACGAGGAAAUGAUCUCAUGCAAAUAAGGGCUGGACUAGAGUGUAGUAUGCAGACGGACUCCUAAGAGAACUCAUCCAUCACAAUUUGAUUGCACUGAAGUUCAGAGUUUGACAGAAGAGAAGACCAUGCCUUUUUGCAAUUUUCCUUUCACUGCUGAUAAGACUGUGAAGAACAGGGCAUUGAUAGUGUCUGUGGAGAGCUUCAAUCCAGGUGAAGAUCUGAUCAAGAGAAACGGCGUGAAGAAAGACACUCAGAGACUUCACAAAACCCUCAGCAAGCUCGGCUUCUCUGUGGAAAUCAGAAUGGACAUCAAAGCAGAUGACAUCUAUAAAGCCUUCAAAGCAGCGAGCAAGAAGACGGUCAAAGACUGUUUUGUGGGCGUCAUAUCCAGUCACGGUGAGGAGGGUGUUGUGUUCGGAGCUGACGGACGUGCUGUGAAACUGGCUGAGAUCUACAGCUACUUUGGAGGUCCGUCAAUGGCAGACAAGAGCAAGCUUUUCUUGAUUCAGGCUUGUCGAGGGCAUGGGUUGGAUGAAGGUGUGGAGGUUGACUCUUCAUUCUCCGAGGAAGAGGAGGGAGUGUCUGAGCUGUUUUCCAUCCCUAUUGACACAGCAGUCAUGUACGCCACAUCUCCAGGUUACGGUGCAUUCAUGCAUCCUCUGGGCUCAGAGUUGAUCCAAACCUUUUGUAAGCUGCUAGAAGAGGAAGGAGGUCCAGAUCUGGAGAUCACAAGACUCCUGACUCGGAUAAACUUCCAGGUGGCCUACAACUUUGAAUCCAGAGGGAAAGUGUUGGGCGGCAAGAAACAGAUGCCCUGCUUUGUGACCCGCUUUACCAGAGAGGUUUUCCCGUUCAGAAAGAUGGCAGCGGCAGAAGAUUUGAGCUUGAGCUUUGCAGCCACGCAGCUCAUCGAUGAACCCAGUCGAUCACGGAAGAGCUCCAUCAGCUGAACAGAGACUGACUGGAAGAACACAUGGAGAAACUGAUUCAUCACGUUAUCUCAUUUGAUCAGAUAACAGAAUCACGUAAAGUCUCACGGGAAUAGGAAGUGAGGUGUUUGGAAACAUGCAGGAUGCGAUUGGUUUUAUAGUGCUGUGUAUGCUACUUCCUUUUAUAUGUUUCCCUAAAGUAAAACAAUCAUUUUCUGUUUCAUUUCAAAGAGUAUUGAGGAAAAAAAGAAAGACAUUUAUUUAUAUAUAAAUCUUGAAAGUGUUUAUUUAAGUGUCUGUAUUAUAUGUGUCAUUCAAAUAAAACCUUAACCGGAUGAUUCUUGAAGCUCAUUGUCUUACUAAAUUCUAAAUCAUGAACACUAUUGCAACUGCAUAUUAAUGAAGCACCAUUUCUGGGAAACACUUGUGUAACAUUAAACCUGAUCCUGAUCGAAUUCGAAACUAAAGUCAUGCCCAGGUUUCUUUGUCUCAGGUUACAACAUAUUCAUACCUUGCCCUUGGUAUAUUUACUGUACUUCAAGGUGUGAGUGUUUAUUACACGCUCUGUCCUUCUGCAAGUGCUCAUGAUGUGAGUUGACAGCCAAUCCAGACAUGUAGGAUUUCAACAUGGCCUGUUGGUCACAAACACUAAUGCCAGGUUUAAUUUAACUGUGUGUAGAGUGAUGACUGUUACGUGCACUUAUGUGCUUAUUAAAUGAAUGUCUGGUAUGUGAAUCAGACAGACUGUGAUAUGCAGUUAAGUAUCUGGUGAUUCUCUACCUACUGGAACUA
Carassius gibelio (silver crucian carp) is the source of this 1754-nucleotide messenger RNA. Its product is annotated as caspase-7-like. The coding region runs from base 159 to 983 and encodes 274 amino acids. Gene Ontology annotation, biological process: proteolysis. The transcript has 4 exons. Gene Ontology annotation, molecular function: cysteine-type endopeptidase activity. The record is from RefSeq and is a predicted model, not a curated record. NCBI's taxonomy places the organism in Eukaryota, Metazoa, Chordata, Actinopteri, Cypriniformes, Cyprinidae.